AUGUCUGUCACGCUCAUUGAAGCUCCUAAGGGGUUAUUAAUUAUUGGUCAACAGCUUCAGAGAAGGGAUGCUGAGGAUGUUGAGGGCCAAGAAGAUGAGGACCAGGAUGUUGAGGACCAGGAAGAUGACGAUCAGGAAGAUGAGGGCCAGGGUGAUGAAGACCAGGAUGAUCAGGGCGAAAACUGGGGUCCAGAUAAAAUGUUUGCCGAGCUUGAUAUAGAUGGGAGAAGGGAUGCUGAGGAUGUUGAGGGCCAAGAAGAUGAGGACCAGGAUGUUGAGGACCAGGAAGAUGACGAUCAGGAAGAUGAGGGCCAGGGUGAUGAAGACCAGGAUGAUCAGGGCGAAAACUGGGGUCCAGAUAAAAUGUUUGCCGAGCUUGAUAUAGAUGGAGAUGGUUAUAUAAGCUUGGAUGAGCUCAGCACUGUCCUACAGGGAUACCCAGAUAUUAACGCUGCGUUUAAGGAAAUGGACGCCAAUGAUGACGGCAAGAUUGAUCGCCAGGAAUUCGAUUCUGAUCUGCAGUAG
Messenger RNA from Lingula anatina, 525 nucleotides. RefSeq lists its product as uncharacterized. The record is from RefSeq and is a predicted model, not a curated record. Gene Ontology annotation, molecular function: calcium ion binding. Lineage: Eukaryota; Metazoa; Brachiopoda; Lingulata; Lingulida; Lingulidae.